AACAGUGGAAAAAAAAAAAAAAGAGAGCAAAACAAGAUGGCAGCAGUCUCGGAUCACGGGCUUAAGCGAAUAGUUUGGAAAAGAAUAAAAGACACAAUAAUUGCAGACUGCAAAAAAUCUGAAGUAUGGAAGAUUCUGAUUUUAGACCCAUUCACCACCAAGCUUCUCUCGUCCUGCUGCAAAAUGUCAGACCUGAUGGAGGAGAGGAUAACAAUUGUGGAGGAUCUGUUCAGAAGCAGGGAGCCUGUCACUGAAAUGAAGGCCAUCUACUUCAUGACACCAAUCUCCAAGUGUGUGGAAGCCUUUAUAGCUGACUUCAAGUCCAAACCCAAAUACAAAUCAGCUUAUGUUUAUUUUACAGACUACUGUCCAGAUGACCUCUUCAACAAGAUGAAGGGUUCCUGUGCAAAGCACAUACGGGUCUGCAAGGAAAUAAACAUUUCCUUCUUACCACAAGAAGCACAGGUGUUCACAUGUGACGAUCCGGGGGCUUUCCGGAGAAUCUACAGUCCUCACAGUCAGGACAAAAGCAAGACAUUGGAGACUCUGGCAGACCAGCUCGUCACCCUGUGUGCCACGCUGAACGAGUAUCCGGGGAUCAGAUACAAGAAAGACAACAACAUGAUGAACGCCAAAACGCUAGCAGAGCUGGUGGACAACAAGCUGACCAGACACUACGAGUUGGACGACAGUGGGAAGAAAAAGGAGAAGACACAGGCCCAGCUGCUGAUAGUAGAAAGAGGUUUUGACCCUGUAAGCCCCAUCCUCCAUGAGCUCACCUACCAGGCCAUGGCCUACGACCUCAUUGAUAUCCAGAAUGACACCUACAGGUACAAGGCCAAAGACGGCUUGGAGAAGCAAGCCCUGCUGAACGAGGACGACAUGCUGUGGGUGAGGCUACGGCACAAUCACAUCGCCGAGGUUUCGGAACAGAUCCCUAAGAUGGUGAAGGAAAUAUCUGCCAAUAAGAAACAGCCUGAUGGGAAGAUCACAAUAAGCAACUUGGCACAAAUGAUGAAGAAGAUGCCCUCAUUCCGUAAGCAGCUCACCGAGAAAACGAUUCACCUGCAGUUGGCUGAGGACUGCAUGAAACAUUUCUCAAACAAUGUGGAGAAACUCUGCAAAGCUGAGCAGGACCUCGCUGUCGGUUCUGACGUGGAAGGGACAAAGGUGAAAGACCCAAUGAGGACUCUGCUGCCGGUGCUGCUCAACCCGUUCAGCAAACAUGACAAGAUUAGAGCCGUGCUGCUCUACAUCUUCAGCCUGAGCGGAACGACAGAUGAAAACCUGAACAAAUUUAUCCAGCACGUUAAAAUCGAGGACGAACGAGAGUUUAUCCUGAACUGGAAAGAACUGGGCGUCCCCAUCAUCACAUCGCCCAGUUUCUUCCCCCGCAAACCAACCCGAAGAGAUCGAUCCCAAGAUGAGACGUACAACCUUUCCAGAUGGACUCCAGUCAUCAAAGACGUGAUGGAGGAUGCUAUGGAGAACAAACUGGACUCCAGAGAUUGGCCGCACCAAUCAGAGUGUCCCGCUGCCUGGAAUGGCUCUGGCGCCGUCAGCGCCCGCCAGAGGAACAAAAGCAGCACCCAGGAUGAUCGCCGUACUGGUUCACGCCUCAUCAUCUUUGUUAUUGGGGGCAUCACCUACUCUGAGAUGCGCUGCGCUUACGAGGUCAACCAGGCGGUGAAAUCCUGUGAGGUCAUCGUGGGCUCUUCUCAUAUCUUGACCCCCAUCAGUUUGUUGGAAGACAUUAAAGCCCUGAGCAAAGGUCCAAUGGAAACCUUUACAAUAGAGGAAAAGAGCAACGCCUGAGAAAUCCCCCAUGUUACUUCAUCUCAUAUCACUCAGCCCUGCACUCACCUCAACGUCCUGAUUGGAAAACUGAAGGGAAUUCACCUGUAGCUUAUUUUUGUCUUUUAUUUUACUUUAUGCACAUUCAUAGUGACGGUAUUGACAAAUUAUCCUUAAAUCUUUAAUUUUGCCUGGCAGAAUUUCUUUGUUUUUUGGUCAGAAUACAGUCUGUUUAUAAUGUAUGUAGCUUUGUACUGUUAAAUCGAAUUGAUUAAUUUUAAAAUUAACUAACCUCAAUUGACUAAAAGCAAGUUUAUGUUAAAAAAAGUAUCCGUAAUGCAUUAUUCUGCUAACUUUUGACUUUAAAGAAAGAUGCUGAUAAUGUUACAAGUUGAACAGCCAAUGACAGCUGUGGGGAAAUAAAAGCACAAAGUUGUUGUAUAUACUGUAUGUAUGCACUGAGCGUCUGCUUUGUUGUGUUGCCUUUUCUGAUCACUGCUGUUUAUAAACACCUAAUAUAUUCUGAGUGUUUUUAAAUAAUUACACCUUUCUUGCAUUGAACAACUGACUAAUAAAUGAAUGAAGUGGUUCAACUUUGACAGCC
This is a messenger RNA of Gambusia affinis (western mosquitofish), 2398 nucleotides long. It is a transcript of the gene stxbp3, whose product is annotated as syntaxin binding protein 3. Gene Ontology annotation, molecular function: syntaxin binding. NCBI's taxonomy places the organism in Eukaryota, Metazoa, Chordata, Actinopteri, Cyprinodontiformes, Poeciliidae. The record is from RefSeq and is a predicted model, not a curated record. Gene Ontology annotation, biological process: vesicle-mediated transport; neurotransmitter secretion; intracellular protein transport. Bases 37 to 1815 code for a protein of 592 amino acids. The transcript has 19 exons. Gene Ontology annotation, cellular component: secretory granule; plasma membrane.